UUUGACUUUGGAUAAAAAUACACUUAUUCCAGCAAGUGAAUUAAUCAUUACGACCCUUCGUACUUCCGACAAGUUUAUAAUUGAACGUGUCUUUACAUCUAUGAUUGAUAAGGAACCUUUUGUUCACAAACGAUGUCUUUCAGAUAUUCAUUUAGUCCUGGAAAAUUUUUUAGAAUUAACCACUGAUAAUGAUAUGGUGCAUGGUAUUUAUGAAGUGCUCAUUAGACCUGGUCAAAUAUCUUUCAAUCAUAAUGAAGAUAUUAAUUUAAGUGGUAAAAAAAUACUAGAGAGUAAUAAAGAAAAUCAGCUCCCGUUGACUCCUUCAGAAAACAAUAACAAAGAAAAAGAUUUGAAAUAUCAAGAAGAGCAUAAGAAGACCGUUGAAUUUUCACUUAAUGCUGCUAGUCCGUCAACUGUAGCAAAGCCAGAAAACUUUUUUAAGACCCAAAUAAAAAGUCCAAUCAAUAAUGGUCGCCCACUCAAAAAUACAAGUCCUCCAAUAUUCUUUUACCAUAAUGUAUUUGAAAUGGUUCAUGAGUUUACUCUCACUUUACUAUACGAUGGCCUUAUACAAUUUGGUUCACAAAUAUUGUUUUUUGCUUUUGGCUGGAUAUUUUUAGUAAAGAAACUAUUCAAGGAUUAUGAGUCCUCUACUGACCGUCGCGAUGCUCAAUUCGAGAUGGUUUUGCUGGAAGGUUACUCUAUAUAUAUUACUCUUCCUCGUGAUUAUACUUAUGCCAUUUUAUCAACUAUAUCUCAUAAUAACGAAAAUACAAGAAAAGUCGGUGACUUUUUCCCCAUCGAAAAAACCACUAGUGCAGCAGAAAAAAAUGAUUUUUCAUCAAGUGUCACCGAUUCUACAAAAACUCCACAAGGUGAUGUUUUUAUACAAUUCGGCAUGAGUCGUGUAGGUGUAAUAGGUGUAACUAUUAUGGCGAUAUUAUCGGGAUUCGGUGCAGUGAACAGUCCAUAUGCCACAUUGUUUUUCUUUCUGAGACAAGUCACUGACGCGGAUAUACAAGCUGCCGAAAAGAAAUAUAUUCAAACAUUAGAUAUAAUCAUAAGUAAAAAAAGGCGCAUUUUGAUUUCUCAAGCGCGUCAGAGAAGUGCUGUAGAGCAAGGUUCUCGAGUUGGUGGAUUUAUGCGAAAAAUGAUUAACACAAUGACCAAUCAUAUGGGAAUGGGCGGCGAAAACAUUGGAAUGUUACGUCAAGAAGUCGUUGGACUAGAAAAUCUUAGUCGCCAAUUAUUUAUAGAUAUUGAUGAUUUAUAUCAAGAACGGUUUUUCCGAGCUGUUUCGAAUUCGGUAUCGCGAAAUGACAUUGUUUUAUUAUUGGCACAAAUAAUGGGAAUGGUCGAUAGAAUUCAAUUUCUAUCAUCGAUGGCAAAUAAUAGUAAUGUCAUGCUUUCCUCUGCUUCGAUGAAUUCCAUAUCUACUGGGUCUAGUGAUUCCCCUAAUUAUUCACCCUCUGGUAUGGGAAAUAAUAAAGUAGGAGACAAGUGGACGGGUUUAGUGCCGUCUUUCGUCGAUAGACCAAAAUGGAUUCGUUUACCAACACUAGUUCUCUCUUCAAAAAGUUCUUUUGCAGCAAAGUUAAGAGGGGAUUCCGUAUCACAAAAGCCUUUUAAACCUUCUGAAAUGGCAAAGAAAUGGGAGAGGUUACCGGAAGGUUUGCGAGCAAAUGUUCCUCCAGUGAUUAAGGGAAGGAAUACCAAUCUUAUCGAGAUCAAAAACCUACCAUAUACAGUAAUCCCUCGUGACAUCAAAAUGUUAGCGGGUGAUACAUCUAAGGGUUUCACAGGAUCAGUUAUGGCACGUUUUCAUACCGAAAAGGAUGCAGAGCGAUUCAUGGCAAGGAAUUCCAUGACAUCAUUAUGUGGACAUAAAUUGGACAUGGUUACCCAUUCGAAAUAUUAUGAAUUUCCGCGAAGAAUGCCUCAACAUUUACGUAGGGAACCAGGAAAUUGCAUCAUUGUAACAGGAUUUCCAGUUAAUAUUGCAAUUGAUAGUAUAAAAGAAACGCUCGUAUCGGAUUAUCCAGGCAUCUCAAAUACACUCUGCGAACAAUUUAUACCAUUACCAAUAUCUGGAGUUGCACCUAUGUCAUCCAAAUGGUUACUUGUAUUUAAAUCAAAGCAAGAGGCAUACCAAAUGGUAAGAAAAUUGCAUAAUACUUAUUUCCGAGGUGAACAGAAUGGCAAGAAAUAUCCAUUAAAAGCCAGAGUUGUAUAUUAA
This is a messenger RNA of Scutellospora calospora, 2236 nucleotides long. The record is from the annotation of a GenBank genome assembly. Lineage: Eukaryota; Fungi; Glomeromycota; Glomeromycetes; Diversisporales; Gigasporaceae.